Molecule: messenger RNA, 1701 nt
Organism: Lactuca virosa
Lineage: Eukaryota; Viridiplantae; Streptophyta; Magnoliopsida; Asterales; Asteraceae
Source: the annotation of a GenBank genome assembly
AUGGCUUCCAAAGAAGAUGGACAGACCUCUAAAGCAAAGUCUCUUCAUAAGGCUUCACAAUCUCAUGCAACCGGACCUUCAACUGAGACAAACUCAUCAUCACCUAAAAUUGACAUGGUUGCAUCCAACUAUGCUGCACUUCUUAACACUCAAGAACAACCCAAAGAAGUCGGUGUUAUAGUUGAAUAUUUGCAAAAGUUCCCAUUGGCAUAUGCACUCAUUUCUACUUCUCCAACUCCACAAUCUCUUAUCACAGAAGUCUUUCAAUCAACAGUCAUCUCCACAAGAGCAAGUUUAGGUCUAAGCGAUAUUUCUCAUCAACCUCAGACAUUUGUCACACCAUCUUCUGCUCAAUUGUUGACAAUGUUCAAGGAAAUGGGGUACAAAUUUGAAGACAAAACAGAACCAUGCCUUUCAAGAAUUCGGAAAUCUUGUCUUCCCACCUCAUGGCAUUUUCUCAGUUCCGUCCUCACUGGAUGUCUUUUCGGAUCAGUUAGUGGACGCAGUCGCGAAGAUUUCCUCAAUUUUCUCCCUGAUUCAAAGAAUAAGUUUUUGAUUCAUCAUCCUCGUUGGUGGUCUAUCAUUAUUAAUGAUGCCAUCCACAAUAGUAAUCUUGCACCAGGAUGGAUUCCAGAAGGCCCACAGCCACAUUUCUUGUGUAUGAAACCAUAUCGGAUUCGUACGACAUCUGAAUCUGAUUCUUCCCAUCCACUCAUCCUUCCAGAUGAUAUACUUACAAAGCUGGAUGAAAACAGUGCCUCUCUAUGCUCAUAUCAAAAAUACAUCCAGGGAAUUAUUUUGCCUCCCAAAAAUAAGAGGAAGCAUUCCGAUCAUGCAUCCAAGAAGUUGGCAAAGAAGAAAAAGAUAUCAAAAUCAAAUCAACCGCCUCCUAUCCCAUCUCUAGUCAUCUCUAAUGAUAAUCUUGGAGCAGAUUUAGAUGAGCCCACAUCUCCUCCUAAAUCUGGUACAUCCUCUAAGCCACACUCUUUCUUAGAUUCCUUGUUUCAGGCUCCAUCUGAUUAUGAUGAACCAUCCUCCCCAGCUCCAGUUUCAGCAACAUGCUUUCAGUCAGUUCUAGAAAUCCCAAGCAAUCGUGUUUCCUUGGAUUAUGACUCACUUGAGGACGAUGAUCAAAAUGGUGAAAAGCAGAUUGAACCUGAAGAUCUUCCUAAAAGCUCUCCAGUAGAAGAUAAUCAAGAUGAAGAUACUUCAAUGCAAACGGUAGACAUACCUACCAGUGAAGGACUGGUAGUUGAUGAUGAACCACAUGACAUGUCCAUUGUUCUUUACUCCAACGCACCUACCAGGACUUUCAGCAUUGAUCUUGAUGACUACUCUCCUCCAACUCCAAAAGAGUCUCAAGAAAAGGAUGAUACUCCUAAAGAAACAGAUGAAGCAAAUACCACCGAACCAGAGCCUGAGCGCAUCAGACUUACUGCCCAAAUGUUGCUAGUUGAUGAAGUCAAGUAUAUCAAGACACAAUCUUCCUCUUCUCCUCUAUGUGCUCUUCAAUUAAAGGUUGCAUCGACUGAUUCCAAACUUGAAUUGAUCUUAGCAAAGCUAUAUGGUUCAAAUGACAGGCCACCUGAACCAGAGGCGGAAAUACUCAACAAGAUCAGAUCAAGUCAGUCUCCUGUCAUACAUCACAUUCCAGACUCACCAAAUGAGUUUGAGAAAAGGAGACCAGAGAAAACAGAGUAA